AUGACCGUCUCUCAGGAUGCGCCCCCGAUUCAAAAUGGGCACGGCCCGAAAACACUCAUCAGGGAACCACUGAAGCUGAAGGGUGUUCUGGACAAAUACAAAUCGUUUAAUGUCACUCCCGCAAUUGGAAAGGAAUUCCCUGACACUAACGUGGUAGAAUGGAUGAAGGCUCCCAACAGCGAUGAGCUCCUGCGCGACUUGGCUAUCACAAUCUCUCGUCGCGGUGUUGUUUUCUUCCGCGCCCAAGCUGACCUGACCGAUGAGCUUCAGAAGGAGUUGGCGCACCGUCUGGGGGUUCUCUCAGGCAAACCCGACGACUGCAGACUACACAUCCACCCCCUGACCAAGCACAACCUCGACAAGGACCCAGAACUCAACGUCAUCACCACCGACAAGGCCGCGAACCCGGCAGAGGACCUGUGGAAAAACAGACCGGCCGACAUCAGAAACGCCUGGCAUACAGACACCGGCUACGAGCCGAAUCCCGCCGACUACUCGAUCUUGAAGCUCGUCAAGCUCCCGGAAACCGGCGGAGACACAAUCUGGGGCUCCGCCUGCGAAAUCUACGACAAAAUCUCCCCCGCCUACCGCAGCUUCCUCGAGGGCCUAACUGCCACCUUCGCCCAGUCCAGACUCCCAAUCUCUGCUGCUUCGAAGGGAUUCGAGCUGUACGCAGAGCCCCGCGGGUCGCCAAACAACGUUGGUACUUCCCUCCGCGCCGUGCACCCCGUCGUGCGCACCAACCCCGUCACCGGGUGGAAGAGCCUGUUCGCGGUGGGCAACCACGUCGAGCGGAUCAACGAGUUGACACCCGAUGAAAGUAGGCGGCUGCACGACUGGUUCCUGCAGAUGAUCGUGGAAGAGCACGAUACUCAAUUGAGGCAUCGGUGGGAGAAUCAGUAUGAUAUCGCCAUCUGGGAUAACCGCACUGUUUACCACUCGGCCAUUUUCGACUUCGCUGGAUUGGGCUGUCGUACGGGUCAUCGGGCAGUGAGCAUCGGCGAGAGACCGUACUUCGACCCGAACAGCAAGACCCGCCGCGAAGCGCUUGCUGAGGAGGGGGUGAUGUUCUAA
This is a messenger RNA of Aspergillus pseudoviridinutans, 1074 nucleotides long. Its product is annotated as TauD/TfdA dioxygenase family protein. Gene Ontology annotation, cellular component: cytoplasm. Bases 1 to 1074 code for a protein of 357 amino acids. NCBI's taxonomy places the organism in Eukaryota, Fungi, Ascomycota, Eurotiomycetes, Eurotiales, Aspergillaceae. The record is from RefSeq and is a predicted model, not a curated record. The transcript is spliced from 4 exons. Gene Ontology annotation, molecular function: 2-oxoglutarate-dependent dioxygenase activity.